Messenger RNA from Lachancea thermotolerans CBS 6340, 2475 nucleotides. RefSeq names its product Axl2p (gene AXL2). The record is from RefSeq and is a predicted model, not a curated record. Lineage: Eukaryota; Fungi; Ascomycota; Saccharomycetes; Saccharomycetales; Saccharomycetaceae. Gene Ontology annotation, molecular function: calcium ion binding. Gene Ontology annotation, cellular component: membrane. The transcript has a single exon. The coding region runs from base 1 to 2475 and encodes 824 amino acids.
AUGCGUGGAGCUUGGGUACUUCUUGUAGGGUUUGUGGCUAGCCUGGUGCGCACGCAGCCGUACGAGGCGUACGCGGCCAGUAAGCAGCUCCCUCCUGUUGCCAUUGCCGGCGAAGCUUUUUCUUUUAAGCUAUCGAACGACACCUUUAAGUCCAGCGUCGAUGAAGCGACGCAGAUACAGUACGAGGCCUACGGCCUGCCCUCUUGGCUCGAGUUUGACUCUGCGAACCGCGUUCUAAGCGGAACGCCAGCGCAGGACGACCUGGGCCAGGACUCGGGAACCAGUUACGUGAGUUAUACCCUCCAGGGAAUCGAUCCAGCGGACAACGGGACGCUGAACAAGACAUACCAGCUCGCGCUGUCAGACGGAACACAGCCUGCGGUGGCCCCGAGCUUCAACCUGUUGAGCCUUUUGAAAAACAGCGGUUACACGAACGGGAAAAACGCGCUGAAGCUAUCACCAGGUGAAAUAUUUAACGUCUCUUUUGACAGGGACACGUUUACAAACUCCAGUUCCGCUACUACUUUCUACGGUCGCUCUGCCCUUUACCAUGCCCCCCUGCCUAGCUGGAUUUUUUUCGACGAGAGUUCUUUGAAGUUCAGUGGCACAGCGCCUGUCGUGAACUCAGAGAUCGCGCCAGAGUCGUAUUUUUCGUUCUCACUAAUUGCUAGCGAUGUCACCGGCUACACCAGCUCGGAAGUGAUGUUUGACCUGGUAGUUGGGGCACACCAAUUUACAACCUCGAUCCAAAACACUCUGGUAGUCAACGUUUCGAGCUCAGGGUCAUUCAAUUACAAGUUGCCGAUGAAUUACGUCUACUUAGAUGACGAGCCUGUUUCGCAAUCAAAUAUCAGCUCAAUUCAGCUUCUAGAUGCGCCCGACUGGGCCUCCGUAUCAAACCAAUCGUUGUCAGGAACGCUGCUUACGGGCGAAAGCAGCGAAAACUUGACUAUCGCUAUAGAAGAUGUUUACGGUGAUGCGGUUUAUUUGAAUUUCCUAGUAGAGUCCACCAGCAAGCUCUUUGCAGUUUCGUCCUUACCUAACGUCAACGCUACUAAGGAUGAAUGGUUCCAAUACUCCUUGCUGCCUUCACAAUUCACCGACUACGACAACACAAAUGUGUCCGUAAGCUUUUCUAAUUCUUCGGACUCAUCUUCGUGGCUUUCUUUCCAUUCUUCCAACUUGACGCUCAUGGGCAAGGUACCUGAUGACUUUACAUCCUUGGCUGUUGACGUGAGCGCUAAACAGAGUUCCGACGAGCAGAAGCUAUCUUUCAAAGUCCUUGGCGUAUCUUCACUGAAAAAAACGUCUUCCUCAACAUCGGCGCAGUCAAGCAAAACUGCCACAUCCUCUGCGACAUCUUCAGCAUCUUCUCCAACAGCGACAUCUUCUCAAACACAGGCGGCUUCGCCCACUAACGAAACCCAGAAAAAGAAGAGUAACAAUCGCACUACAGCAAUAGCAUGUGGCGUGGCCAUUCCUGUUGCAGUAAUCUUAGCACUCAUCCUAUUCCUGCUACUAUGGAGAAGAAAGAAAAACAAGUCUGGAGCGGCUCAAGAUCAAGAGAAUACCCCAAGAAUCGGCAAUCCCCAGCUGGGAAACCCUGCUAACAAUCCCAAUGUGAUUGGUGCUGUUUCGCCCUUUGGAGACGAAAAUUCUCUAGAUGAUACUUCCACCGCCAAAAGAUUGGCAGCCUUAAACGGGAUGAAGUUGGAUGCCCAAGGGGGGUCGGGAUCUGAAGGAUCCACAAUAGACGAGAAAGCAGAAUGCGGGUCGUUGAGCUCGUCGUCCUCUGACUCAUAUCACGAUGCUGCUUUCACCGCCAGCACAGACGCCUUGGUACCGCGUGAUGAGAGUGAUCAGUAUUUCGACUCCAAUAAGCACACUUCCUCCGUAUACCUCAACAGUGAGCCAACAAACCGCAAGUCUUGGAGGUUUUCUGCAGCUGGUGCAGCUGCUAACAGGAAUACAAGGGAGAGUUACAACUCCCUCAACACUGUCAGCACUGCUGAAUUAUUCAGUACUCAGAUCGCGGGCAACAAAAGUCUACCUAAAGACCCAAGGAAGUCUUCUCUAGGUAUGCGAGACUCAGUGUUCAUGGGGAACCUUUCAAACCCAGCCCGUGGGACAAGAGACGGCUCAUCAUCCAACUCAGGGUCCCUGUCAGCUUCAAAUGUGGCGAAGAGUAGUGAAGGUCUUAAAGAAAGCACCUUGCCUCACUUGAAAGAAAUUCCUCAUGAUGAGAAUUCUUUUCACUCUCAGAUUACUGCCAGUAGCUCUGAUGAUUUUAUUCCUGUGAAAGAUGGAAAUAACUAUACAUGGAUAGAGCGCAUCAACAACGCGGAGGUUAAAACACCAGAGAGAAAGAGAAGUUUGAAGAGGCUAGUGAGUCUUCCCAACAAGAGUGGGGUUGGUGUGUGCGACGCUAACGACAUACAAGGGCAGGAACCUGAAGUGGAUGCGUCAAUGGAUUAA